Messenger RNA from Sphaerodactylus townsendi, 1629 nucleotides. RefSeq names its product ring finger protein 138 (gene RNF138). Bases 154 to 897 code for a protein of 247 amino acids. NCBI's taxonomy places the organism in Eukaryota, Metazoa, Chordata, Lepidosauria, Squamata, Sphaerodactylidae. The transcript is spliced from 8 exons. The record is from RefSeq and is a predicted model, not a curated record.
CGAUAACAAUGCUGUUCUAAAGCGUGUUUAACACCGGGCCAUUGACUUCAACGGGUUAGAAGGUGUAACUCUGCUUUGGAUAGCACUGUUUCUCUGAGAGCGGUUUCUCUGCCCUUCCCACGCUUUUUCCUUCAUGAAACACUGUUUGCCGCCAUGAAAGAGGAAACUGCCACCAUCUGUUUCAAUGAAGAUGAUUAUUACUGCCCUGUCUGUCAAGAUGUGUUCAAAACACCAGUGAGAAUUUCUAUUUGUCAGCAUGUGUUUUGCAGGAAAUGUUUCCUAAUGGCUAUGAAGGAAGGUGGAACACACUGCCCAUUAUGCCGGGGAAUUGUAACCAGAAAAGAAAAAGGACGUCCCAGCAGAGCCUUAGAAGUUGAAAACGACAUGAAGAAAUUGUUGGGGAGCUGUAGGUGCUGUGACAAACAGGUUAGAUUAUCUCGUAUGAGACAGCAUUAUAAGUCAUGUAAGAAAUAUCAAGAUGAAUAUGGAGUUCCUUCAUCGAUUCCAAACUUAGAAAUAUCACAAGAUUCAACUGGAAACAGUUUUAGAAGUGAGUCUUCUAUUUCGGAAAUUGGAGAAAAUUCUAACCUACAAGUUUCUGAAGAAGAUACAAGUGGACAGCCCACAUUUAAAUGCCCUUUGUGUCAAGAAAGCAAUUUUACAAGACAGUGCUUAUUGGAUCAUUGCAACAACAGCCAUCUUUACCAAAUAGAUGCUGUAAUCUGUCCUAUUUGUGUUUCUCUUCCAUGGGGAGAUCCUACUCAGGUCACGAGAGAUUUUGCUAAUCACUUAAAUCAAAGACAUCAAGUUGACUAUGGAGGUUUUAUGAAUCUUCAGCUGGAUGAGGAAACUCGGUUCCAAAAUACUGUUGAAGAAUCUAGUCAAGUGAACCUUUGAAGUUUCCAGUUUGAAGUUUCACAACACUGCUGUCUGCUGGAGGGGAGCUGCUUUAGUGAUCUCACAAUGUUAAUAAAAGGGAGCUUGGAUCCCAUUGAACUAUGGUUAUUAUUUUCUUUUAACUUCAGUUCAUUUGAAGAAUGCUUUUUUUAAUUUAAACAAACUCACUAUAGGCAUUGUAAUGUUAUAUUUGAGCACGGAAUAUUUUCUCUUACAGUAAUGGCAGAAAUAGUGUGAAUAUUUUGUGGGGAGAACCUUACUGCCUUUGAUAAUUGAGCUGUUUGGAGUUGUUUCUUUUUUGUUUUUUAAAAGCUUUGAUAUGAUAUACUCUAGGAAAUAUUUUUAAUUACAUUGGAAUGAGAGCUGAAAUUGGAAUUCAGAAAAUGAGAAGAAAGUGUCUACUUUAUACAGUCUUUGUAUAAUUGCAUUGGGCGAGUAUGGGGGGAAAGUAAUUUUGACUUCCUGGUGUAUGUGUAAUUGCUUUUAUUCUACUCCAUUACCUAAUUCCUGUGUUGUCCAUAUUAAUGCUUUAGGUGAAUAAAAAAUUAUUAUCGUUUUGGAAGACUAGAUAGACUUUAUAAUAAUUAGAAGUUAUUACUUGCAGUACAUAUCUGGAACUGCAGAAAUACUACUUGUUUUGGAGACAAGGAUUAUUCUGAUGUCAUGACUGUAGUCAUAAUAAAUCAACACUGUUUAAGUAUUAGAUUUAAAAUAGGUUUGGAUUCAAGGUGU